UGGUUUUGAGCAUGGUGGGUUCAGGCUCCAUCCUUGGAUAUACAGCACUUAUGCAGCUUUUCCAAAACCCAGAGAUGCACCCUUUGUUCUACCUGAGUCUGAUCGAUCUGCUGCUGGUGCUUUGUUGGUUGAUUGGAGAUCUGCUUUACGGGGACACUCUCGCUGCUCAGAACGUGAACUGCUACAAUCUCCAGGCGGUCGGACAGAUCCUGUGUAUCUGUUCUUUUUGCUACACUCUGAACUAUAUCUGGUGCCUGUUCAGUGAGCUGAGGACAAGGGUUCACACUAUGGAGAAUGGCACAUCUGACCUGAACAUGACCGAAUGGCGAGGCAGAGCGAAGAAGGUUCUUGUGAUCUUAUCCAGCUUGAUUCCUGUCUUGCUGAUGGUUCCGGUAUUUUCUAUUGGAAAUGGAUAUGGCUGUUAUGCCAACUACAGCAGCUUAUGCUUCCUGCUGCCCACUGGGCCGUUCAUACUUGAAAAGAGCUACGCUGUGGAUCACAAACCUGCAUGUUAUGCUGUCUACCUGUACAGCACCGUCACCUUCCUCAUCACUUCCUUCUUUAGCUUACUUGGACUUGUGAUUUUUCUAAUUAAAACCUGGUUCUUGUAUAAACCGGUGCAUAUGAUGGGAUAUCUUGGAGCUGAACAGUGGGCAAAGGUCGUUGUGAUUGAACGGAGUAUCGUCCUGUAUUCCACAGCUUUUAUCUUCUGUUGGGUCCCAGCGAGUAUUCUUGCCGUGGUCAAGCUGCUGAAACCAAUGAACAUGAGCCACGUUUACAUUGUACUCUACCUCCUCCAGGCACUCACAGCUCCAUCGCAGGGACUGCUGAACUGCAUUUUGUAUGGCUGGACACAGAGACUGUUCCUAUACAGGAAGCAGAGUGCCUACUGUGAUGCUCACACACAAACCCCACUCCUGCGUUUCCAGAAACGAUUAUACUGCAGUACCAAGAGUACCGAAGUGUUCUAAAGAAUCAGCUGAAAACCUCAAUGGUCUGAAGGUCUCAAGAAUGCACUAAUGGACAUUCCAUUUUUUAAAAUAGUUCUUUUCACAUUUCUUUCAAGACAUCCAAAAGUGCCUUACCAACCAAUGAAGCAUACAGAGUUCACAACUCCCACAACCCCUCCAUCCACCUCGGUGAUGGUAAAAACUCUAUUUCAUGUUUGACAGCAUGGAGGGGAUACAA
This is a messenger RNA of Mobula hypostoma (lesser devil ray), 1188 nucleotides long. RefSeq names its product transmembrane protein 116 (gene tmem116). The transcript is spliced from 10 exons. The record is from RefSeq and is a predicted model, not a curated record. Gene Ontology annotation, biological process: adenylate cyclase-activating G protein-coupled receptor signaling pathway. Gene Ontology annotation, molecular function: G protein-coupled receptor activity. Lineage: Eukaryota; Metazoa; Chordata; Chondrichthyes; Myliobatiformes; Myliobatidae. Bases 12 to 971 code for a protein of 319 amino acids. Gene Ontology annotation, cellular component: plasma membrane.